AUGGCCAUUGAGGAAGGAGAAGAGAACAACAAGCACAGAGAACAAAGUAUAUUGAAAGCAGCUUUCCCACCAGAUUCCCCGAUCCUUUGCUUUCAUUCUCAACCGUUGCAUUGGACCACCGGCGUGCUCCACCAUGUCAGAGUGGCUGUGGACAACAGCUCCAAGAUCACCACCAAGGACUUAAAGGAAAAGAAGGAAGUUAUGGAGGAGGCAGAAAAUGGAAGAGAUGCUCCUGCCAACUGGAAUGCUAAUGAGGAAAAUGGAGAGCAGGAGGCUGACAAUGAAGUAGAUGAAGAAGAGGAAGAAGGCGGGGAAGAAGCAGAGGAGGAGGAAGGUGAUGGUGUGGAAGAGGAUGGAGAUGAAGAUGAGGAGACUGAGGCAGCCACAGGCAAAUGGGCAACUGAAGAUGGUGAUGUUGAUACCAAGAAGCAGAAGACUGAUGAGGAUGACUAG
Messenger RNA from Castor canadensis (American beaver), 453 nucleotides. NCBI's taxonomy places the organism in Eukaryota, Metazoa, Chordata, Mammalia, Rodentia, Castoridae. The record is from RefSeq and is a predicted model, not a curated record.